Molecule: messenger RNA, 1709 nt
Organism: Erigeron canadensis
Lineage: Eukaryota; Viridiplantae; Streptophyta; Magnoliopsida; Asterales; Asteraceae
Product: putative ALA-interacting subunit 2
Exons: 9
Coding region: 188-1288 (366 amino acids)
Cellular component (GO): plasma membrane; Golgi apparatus; endoplasmic reticulum
Source: RefSeq, a predicted model, not a curated record
CAAUUAAUUGUAUUCCAUCCCUGAUAACCACUCCACUUUAAUAUUCCUUGCUUUCACUUAUAUAUAUAUAUAUUUCAAAUAAAAUAACAGGUAUGAUCUAUUGUUCUUGAUUUCGCCCCUCAUCAUUCACCUUUAUUAUUAUUAUUAGUAUCAUCAUUCAUUCAUAACCGUAAUAAAGUUUCACAAAAUGGAAUUUGAGAGAGAAUUAAUUAGCAUGGAUGUAGAGGUAGAUGAACGAGGAGGUGAUGUGUCAACAACUGCUGCCUCACCACUAGUAAUUCUUCAUGGCGCCAGCAGCAGCAGCAGCAGGAGGUCUAAAGCUAUACAUCAGUUCACCCAACAAACUCUCCCUGCUUGUAAACCUGUUCUAACACCAGCAUGGGUCAUUGGGACAUUCUUUUUUAUGGGUGUCAUUUUCAUCCCUGUUGGGUUAAUUUCUCUUCAUGCUUCUCAAAGUGUUCAUGAAAUUGUGGAUAGAUAUGAUACUGAGUGUAUUCCAGACAUGUUUAAGAGCAACAAGGUAGCAUAUAUCAAGAAUGCAUCAGCUCCGAAAAGUUGUCACCGUUAUCUAAAGGUGCACAAGCCUAUGAAAGCUCCAAUUUAUAUCUAUUAUCAGCUGGACAACUAUUACCAAAACCAUAGGAGGUACGUAAAAAGUAGAAGUGAUGAGCAGCUUCUACGUGGACUAGGAUACAACAAAACAGGUUCCUGUGAACCUUUAGCACUUGAGAAUGGUCUCCCAGUAGUACCUUGUGGAUUAGUUGCAUGGAGUUUAUUUAACGACACCUAUUCCUUUUCACGCGGGACAAACAAAUUGGAAGUUGAAAAAAAAAACAUCGCAUGGAAGAGUGACCGGGAUCACAAAUUUGGCAAACAGGUUUAUCCCUUCAAUUUCCAGAAUAGCUCUUUUGUUGGUGGUGGAAAGCUAGAUACAACUAUCCCCCUUAGUGAUCAAGAGGAUCUCAUUGUGUGGAUGCGGACUGCUGCUUUUCCAAGUUUUCGUAAAUUAUAUGGGAGAAUUGAAGAGGAUUUAGAAGAAGAUGACAUCAUAGUAGUACAUCUCAUGAACAAUUAUAAUACAUACAGUUUUGGUGGGAAAAAAAUGCUUGUACUUUCCACAUCAAGCUGGUUAGGAGGAAAGAAUGGCUUUCUUGGGGUAGCGUACAUAUUUGUUGGCUCAUCUGCCAUAUUGAUUGCCCUAAUUUUCUUGUUGCUUCAUGUCAAAAAUCCAAGACCAUAUGGAGACACAAUGUAUUUAUCUGGCAACAGGAAGGAGAUUUCUCGUUAAAAAGUCGCCUGCAUAGCAAAAGAAGUAUUCUUAAAUAAGAGAAGAAAUUGGAUUCCUGCAGAUUCUGCUUUUCUUUUUUCAGUGAUUCUUCUUCACAAAAAAGCAAUGAGAUUAAAUUAUAUAAGCUGUCAUAGUAUCUUUAACUCACUCUACACACAUAUGGGUAAGCAUAGAAGAUCAAUAGGUGAUGUCAGCGCUCAAAUUGCUGAAUCGGAUAAUACAGCCAAUGCAUUAUGUGAUUACACAAUGUUUGUUUAAUGUAAAGCGAUAUGCAAUGGUGAUAUUAGAGUUUUCUUUGAGCUUACAUUAGGACUUUUAGAUGAAUAGUUUGUUAUUGGUAGACUUUCAGUGAUAUGAAUGGUGAAGCAAGAUGUUCUCUUUGUCGUAUCUUGCAUUCUUAUUGGUUUGUUUUUAGACUCAA